GCCGCCCAGAAAUGCUAUCAUAUCCAUCUCAUCUGAUCUGAUCGAUCUUUUCGAUCUUGCGCGUAUUUAAUAAGCGAGAUCACCCUGCGGUAGAGCCAACUCUUUAUUUCGCAACCACUUUUUUUUUCUUUAUUUAUACCAGUUCUAAGCAUGGCCGACAUCAAGCCAGUCUCCCCUCCUCGGUCAUCCGAGGAGUCCAGAAUUGGCGACGAGAAGCUUGACGACACGCAUUCCCCAGCCUAUCUUGAUGAGGCAGGCCAGGUGCAUCCAGAUGGCACGCCAUUUUCGUCCACCGCCAGAUCCUACGGUGUGCGCAGAACCGAGCUCAUGACGGCCCAGUUUUCAACAACGUGGUUGAAAAUCGCGUUUUAUGUUGCUGCUUUUCUCUGUUCGUAUGUAUAUGCCUUGGACGGCACCUUGAGAUCCACCUUCACCGUUUAUGCCACCAGCUCGUACUCGCAGCAUUCGCUUUACACCGCAGUGGCUGUGAUCAGAGCAGUGAUUGCCGCAGCAUCACAGCCAACGUAUGCUCGGUUGUCCGAUAGAUUUGGCCGUUUGGAGUUGUUCUUGGUGUCCAUCGUAUUUUAUGUUGUUGGCACGAUCAUCCAGUCUCAGGCCUACGAUGUGCAGCGUUUUGCCGGUGGAGCAGUGUUGUAUCAAAUCGGGUACUCGGGCGUGCAGUUGCUUUUGGAGGUCACGUUAUCGGACAUGUCCACGUUGAACUGGCGGUUGUUUGCUUCGUUCAUUCCUGCACUUCCGUUUAUUAUCAAUACCUGGGCCUCGGGCUACAUUGCAGCGGACAUCUUGGCCGAUCACGGGUGGAGUUACGGAGUGUGGAUCUGGGCCAUCAUAUUCCCUGCCGCGUCCGUGCCGUUGCUUGGCUGUUUCAUUUAUAUGAGAGUCGCCGCAGGCAGAACCGAGGAAUGGGCGCAAAUCAAGGCAGAGGAGAAAGAGGAGCAGAAGGGCAAGAACAUCUUCAAAGAGUUGUUCUGGCAGCUUGACGUGGUGGGCAUCUUGCUUAUUAUCUGUGUGUUUGGUUUUAUCUUGGUGCCGUUCACGCUUGCGGGGAAUAAAACGGCCAGCUUGGUGACGUCCUCGGAGGCCUGGAAACAAGCCAAGAUCAUUGCGCCUUUGGUGGUGGGCGUGUGUCUCAUUCCGGUGCUCAUUUUGUGGGAGGGCAAGUGGGCACGUUUCCCCAUCGUGCCGUUCGCUCUUUUGAAGGACCGUGGAGUGUGGGCUGCUCUCAUCAUCGCAUGUCUUGUCAACUUCAUUUGGUACAUGCCCAACAGUUUCAUGUACACGGUGUUGGUGGUGGGCUUGAACACGUCCAUUCUCGCGGCCAUCCGGAUCACGUCCUUGUACUCGUUCGUGUCGGUGAUCACCGGUCCUCUUUUGGGAUUCGUGCUUGUCAAGGUUAGAAGAACCAAGGCGUUCAUCAUUUUCGGCUGCGCCAUGUGGUUUGUGGCCAUGGGUAUCCUCUACCACUUCAGAGGGUCCAAUGACGGAGUCAACAACGAGUACGUGAAGCACGGAAUCAUUGGUGGUGAGUGCUUGAUGGGCUUCGGGGCUGGUUUCUUCACCUACGUGACCCAGCUUUCCAUCCAGACCUGCACCAACCACGAGUACAUGGCCGUGGUGCUUUCGCUCUACUUGGCGUCGUACAACAUUGGCUCUGCCUUGGGCUCAGCCGUAUCCGGGGCCAUCUGGACCCAGCUCAUGCCCAGCACAAUUGCCCAAUAUAUGGAGGCGCUUGGUGCGGACCCUUCCACUGCCACGGAGGCCUACCAGUCACCGUUUACGUUUAUCACGGAGUACGCGUGGGGCUCUUCUGAAAGAAUUGCGGUUGCCUUGGCCUACGCAGACAUCCAGCGUAAAAUGAUCAUCGUUGCUCUCUGCUUGUGUGCGCUCAUGUUGGUGAUGUCUCUUUUGUUGAGAGACCACUAUUUGGCCAGUGUGCAAUCCUUGGACCAGGUUCACGACCACCGGGAUGGAGUCAACGGCAGCCAGCCUGUUCUUGGCCGCACUGUUGUGGUGAACGAUUACGAUAACGAUCCUAUUGCGCAGUUCUUCCGGGGCAUUUUCAAGCGCAACAAUGCCCAGGCCUAGUUCAUGGACACUGACUAGUUUGCCCUUUGUAUUAAUUAAUUAA
Metschnikowia bicuspidata var. bicuspidata NRRL YB-4993 is the source of this 2149-nucleotide messenger RNA. It is a transcript of the gene SIT1, whose product is annotated as siderophore transporter. Gene Ontology annotation, biological process: transmembrane transport; intracellular iron ion homeostasis. Gene Ontology annotation, molecular function: siderophore-iron transmembrane transporter activity. The record is from RefSeq and is a predicted model, not a curated record. Gene Ontology annotation, cellular component: vacuolar membrane; endosome. Bases 151 to 2106 code for a protein of 651 amino acids. Lineage: Eukaryota; Fungi; Ascomycota; Pichiomycetes; Serinales; Metschnikowiaceae. The transcript has a single exon.